Exophiala viscosa is the source of this 2056-nucleotide messenger RNA. RefSeq lists its product as uncharacterized. The record is from RefSeq and is a predicted model, not a curated record. Gene Ontology annotation, molecular function: flavin adenine dinucleotide binding; N,N-dimethylaniline monooxygenase activity; NADP binding. Lineage: Eukaryota; Fungi; Ascomycota; Eurotiomycetes; Chaetothyriales; Herpotrichiellaceae. The transcript has 7 exons. The coding region runs from base 185 to 2056 and encodes 623 amino acids.
CUGUCAACCUCAAGUAAAGAUGAUGCACCGUCGCGAGUUGAUGAAAGUCAAUUUUGGGCCGUACCCUCGUCUCGUAGGCCCAAUCCUGCUAUAGACUCGCAUUGUUGAGGUCGAAAUACCCCAAGAGCACAAUAUCGGCCUUUGGACGCCUUUCCCCAGUCAGCUUGAAUUAAUAGCAGCAAGGAUGGUUUCAGACUCAAGACCUCUAUACGACCGUCCCAUUGAUGCGAAUCGGAAGAUCAAGGUGGUGUGUCUGGGCGCUGGCUACUCUGGCAUUUUGACUGCUAUUCGGUUUCCCCAGCACAUUCCCAACCUCGAGCUUGUCAUCUACGAGAAGAAUGCAGAUAUAGGAGGGACGUGGUAUGAGAAUCGCGUGUGGUACGUUCCCGUAAAACAUUUUCGUCCGGCGUUGUUCAAGAACGGGCCUGCUGACGAUCCCUCAUGUACAGAUAUCCCAUCUCAUGUGUAUCAAUUCACCUUCGAGAGCAACCCAAACUGGUCCCGGUUCUACGCUACAGGAGGAGAAAUCCAAGAGUACUUGAAGGACGUGGCAUGGAAGUACGAUGUUGAAAAAUACGUCCGCUUCCGACACUACUUCCAACGAGCCGAAUGGGACGAGAGCAUCCAACAGUGGCGGAUUGAGGUGACCGACCUGAAUACCAACAAGACGGUUACUGAUACGUGUGAUGUUCUUCUGAAAGGCACUGGACUCCUCAACACAUGGAAAUGGCCGGACAUUCCGGGCCUUCACGACUUCACAGGGCCCUAUAUGCAUUCAGCCAACUGGGAUAGCAGCUUUGACUGGACUGACAAGCGCGUUGCACUCAUCGGGGCAGGGUCCAGCGGCAUCCAGAUUCUCCCAAACAUCCAGCCCAAGGCCAAACAGGUCGUGCAUUUCAUGAAAGGCAAAACGUGGAUCUCGCCUGUGGGCUAUGGGGCCGAAGAAGAAGGGGAGUCCGACGGAGUCGAGAUCUCCGAAGAGCAGCGCAAAGUCUUCAGAGAAAACCCAUCGAUCUAUCAAAAGUACCGACACCAGAUAGAAGGCGGCAUGAACAAGAGCCAGCUCGUGACAUUCCGCGACACAGACAUUCAGAAGCUAUUUUGGAAAAUGAGCGACGACUCGAUGAAGGAAAAACUCAAGAAGAAACCGUGGAUCUACGAAUCGAUGCGUCCGGACUACCCGCCGGGAUGUCGCAGACUGACUCCUGGCCCUGGGUACCUCGAAGCCCUGGUCGAAGACAACGUUGAAUUUGUCGGCACAGGAAUCCGCAAGGUCACAGAGACAGGCCUCGUAGAUGACAACGGCGACUUCCAUGAGGUCGACGCCAUUAUCUACGCCACUGGAUUUGACUACUCCUUCAACUCGGCCGCCACACCCAUUAUAGGUCGAGGCGGUACAACACUAGAAGAAGUCUGGACACCACAUCCAGAAGCAUAUCUUUCGUUAUGCGCCCCCAAGAUGCCCAACCUCUUCUUCUUCCUGGGCCCAAAUGGGGGUCCCGGCGCCGGAUCCUUCAUUGCCAUGCUCGAGAACGUGGUCGACUAUGUCAUUCAGUGUGUCCAAAAACUGCAGAGAGAAUACGUCGCUUCGAUGGAAGUUUCUGAGACCGCACAGAAAGCGUUCUCGGAGCAUGUGGAUCGGUACUUUGCCAAAACCAUAUUUACAUACAAGUGCAAAUCCUGGUUCAAGCGCAACAACGAAGACGGGCGCAUUGUCGGGCUCUGGCCUGGUUCGUCCGUCCACGCGCAGGAAGCACUUAAAAGUCCAAGAUUUGAAGACUUUCUAUUUGUUCAAAGGCCCGAAACUCAGCAAAACAUUUUGACCUGGCUCGGUAACGGGAUGACCACGGCCCAAGAGAACGAUGAGAAGACGACGGGAUAUCUUGAUACUGUGGAUGUUCCACCAGCUAUCAAUAAGGGUCCGCGACCUGGGAAGAAGGAUGCCAGCGUCAAGGGCCAUGAAGAUGGACUGUCUCCGCACGGAGAGACGGAGGUGAAAGUCGUGAGUGAACAUAUCGAAGAGUUGACGGCGGCCGUAGCAACUGUGCCGCUAUAA